UUGGACACUUCAAAGCUGACAACUAUCGCAAGGUGGAUCCACUGGAUUUGGUCCCCAGUGUCCUGAGGAAUUCUAAUCUGUCACUACGGCCCUGACGUUGUUGUGAAUGUCUCCAGUCCGCGACAAUAUCAGUGCUCUUUUGUUUAUUCGGUGAAUAAGUGAAUUCGAGGAAUUCAUGGAGCAGUUGUUGAUACAUCAAUAGUUAAUGCCGUGUAGGUACAUCGUGACUGGAUUCCACCUACGUCAGAGUGUCCACUUCCAAUACAUAAAACUGAAGCAGCAGAGUAGGAUGAUGAAGGCGAGUGUAUGGGUUUGGAAAAAGAGGAGAGUGAAGCAAUGGAGAUGGAAAUACUGAGGAAUUGAGUGAGUGAAUGAGAUGGCGACGAUACAAAACAGCGAGAAACUCAAGGAGGGAAAAUGCGAUGUGUUGGGGCACAAUCUCUGGCAGUUUGCAUUGCGAGAGCGCCAGUUUGAGACUCGCGGUGAACCGCGAAGGGUGGGACUAAUACGGAGCAACGCGUGGCGACUGCAUCUCUCAAGAUGCAACGAGUCCCCUCGUCAGUUCGUACAGUGUAACGAUUUUUUUAUAGGUUUUUUUUAUAUUUGUGCAGAGGUGAGCAACAUGUGAGCAUUUCAGAGCGAUCGGAAAGGCGAAUAUUUUCCAGGGAUUAUGAAAUGAAAUGAGUACUUGGCUGACGUGCCAGCCAUCGCCACUCACUCUCCACCGAAGGCACCCAAUCGUGUGCGAAUGACACAAAAGAGAAGAAAAAAAAUUCAAUACAACGUACAUCGUUAGCUCACAAUCGUGCUUUGAACAUUAUCUUUAAAUGGAUCGUGACACUUGAUCGUCACUGCUGUCCAUAAAUUUUAAGUUCACAGGGAAUCAUUGCAACAUCCAAUGUGUAACGUUGGUUAAAGAGUGAGACACCCUGUAAUUGUGUCCUCCAAUCGUGUGCAACACCAAUCAGAGGUCGUACUCGGGUGAAAAAAAAAAAAUAAAACUCAGAAAAUAAUUUCAUGAAUGACCGGAUUAAAGAGCAGGAGACCUUUGUGGAUGUUUAUACAUUGAGACAGUGAUGCGAAUUACACUAAUGAACGAACUCGAUUGAACAGAGGAAUAAAAAAAUAUUAAUCAAUCAGUUGUGAGAGAGGGCCCAGCGAGAGAUUGAAUUGAGCUCGUGGAAUUGAAAGAUGAUUUAUCAGUCGACUCAUCAAUCCCCGACGAUGUCCUCCAGCCGAAAAACAUCUCCACGUCCUCAGCACCGCAAGUUUCAGUCGAUGGCUGCUAAAUCAUCGGUGUCUUCUAACUCGAGGUCCAAGAGGGAUUGCGACAGGCCAGCGGAACGCUGCCGGGGUAGAUGUCGUGUUCAGUGGAGUGAGAAACAUGUCAAAGAGGGCUUGGUGCUUGUUCAGGAGUCACAGCUUGCAAGAGUCGUUAAGACUGGCCCUAUUGCCGAACAUUAUGAGAUUGAUCCUAAACCAUUUGCCAGCGGCCAAUGGGCUAAAGUGUAUCGCUGCAGAUCGCGCUCAACGGGUACCCUCUAUGCCGCCAAAUACUCGUCCCGUAAUCGAUUCAACGCCGAUUGCAGUGCAGAAUUGCGUCACGAAAUAGCACUAUUAUCCCUGUGCUCCCAGUCUCCACGAGUUGUUCGACUCCAUGAUGUCUACGAAACACCGAAGGAGAUUAUCCUCGUCAUGGAAUAUGCACCCGGUGGAGACCUGCAGACCCUCAUAGACGGUGACUUGGUGCCACUGGAAGGCGAUGUCGUGCAUUUCGUGAAGCAACUCGUGGACGGACUCGCCUACCUCCACGAGAGAAAUAUCGCUCAUUUGGACAUCAAGCCUCAGAACCUCGUGAUGAUGGGGAGUUUCCCUGAGUGCGAUGUCAAACUCUGUGACUUUGAGAUAUCAAGGGUAGUGCUUGAGGGAACGGAAGUGCGGGAGAUUCUGGGAACACCGGAUUAUGUUGCUCCUGAAAUUCUGCACUACGAGCCAAUAACCUUGGCUGCAGACAUGUGGUCUCUUGGCGUAACUACUUACGUACUGCUCACUGGAUUCUCCCCCUUCGGUGGUGAGACAGAUCAAGAGACUUUUCAGAAUAUAUCCCUGGGGGAGGUGGAUUUUCCGGAGGAACUCUUUGAGGAUAUUUCGGCGCAGGCGAAGGACUUUGUCGCCAGUCUUCUCGUGCUUGACCCAAGUGCACGGAUGUCAGCGAAGCAAUGUCUGCGCCACGAGUGGCUCCGAGGAGCCCCGACCCAAGCGUCCCCUCACCUCCGCAAAUAUCUUUCGAAAUCCCGUGAGGUGCUCCUGGAGCGUGUGGUGAGUCGUGAAAAUCUCCGGCGAGCGGCUCUUCUGAGCCAAGCCACCAGUCACGCCAAUCUGGCUGAAGCGACAGUGGACCCUGGCUUCAGCAGUCACCUCAGCCAAAGCGAGAUGUGCCUGAACCUGUCGCUAACAGGAAGUCGAGGAAGUCUGACAAGCAGCGAGUGCUACAUGAGUCCUGCUGACUCCCAGACUAGCCUGGCCUCCUCCCAGAAUAGUUUGGCAACAAGCCAGGCUAGUCUGGCGGCGAGUCAAUGUUACCUUCUCAACAAGGAACAGACGCAGGGACUUCUCAAUCAGGCGCAGAGUCGCUCCCAGGCGAAUCUCAAUCACGUGACACGUCGAGGACUGCUUUCGAGAAUGCGCAGUCUCAAUCAGAUUCAGUCGCAGGCGUGUUUGGUGAGUGGAAAAACGGCCUCGCAGAAGGAGCAGAUGAAUCCGCUAUUUGGUAGCCGAUCACAGGAGAAACUUUAUGGAUUGAAAUGUCUGUCAAAGUCCCAGGGGGUCCUGGACAUCUGUAGGAGCCUCGAGUGCCUUCGCAAAUCCAGAAAGAUGAAGAAGAAGAAUCAGCGAUCGGUCACUGAAGACUUUCCGAUUUUCAGUAAACUAGGAUCCGACCCAUUGCCGACGUCGACUGGAGCGACUGACCCUUCCGAAGACCCCGCGAAGAUCCCUGAAAUUCCGAAGUCAGAACACGAUCGUCCAGAUGACAAGGAGAACGAGGUGAAGCACACAAAGCUGCCAACAGAAAAAACUCAGAAGCAAACGAUGUUGAAUGAGUCGAACGAAAAGAUCGUUCAAGUCAGCUUGAAAGACUCGACACCUGAGGCAGAGGAGAACCUCGACAGUCUGCAAUCAGUGGAGUCCGAUACUUUAACUGAGGACUCCGACGAGACUUCUCUGGACAAGAACAGACUUUCAGUGAGACAGCCGUCCCAUCGUCAACACUCUAACAUUUCCUCUCACUCGAACAACUCCGUGAAUUCCGACGAAAAGGACGAGCACUCGGACUUCGAGAAUGACGAGCCGAAGUAUUCCGUCGCUCAACUAGUCUCCGCCUUCAACAAGCAUCAAGAAGUAGCGUCUAAAACCAGCCUGGAAGCAAUUAUGAUCGAGAAACGAGUGAACGAGGUGACCUUUCCAACAGGUCCAAAAGCUUUGAGGCUUUUCAUACCAGAUAUCAACAUCACGGAGCGCGGAAUCGUCAGGAGGAAGACGAGUUACAAGCCGAGGAAGAACUGGGAGGAGUUGAGAAAGCAGAAUGAGAAAAAUGAGGGUCUGAUCAAGGACUUCGACAAUGACUCGGGCAACGAGGACGACGAGGAGUCGGAGAACAACGAGAGGAUUGAAAACAAGGGUCAGGAGGAUUUGUCAGCUACGGAGAUCAAGAUCGAAGAGAUCCACUGGUCGUCGGAGGGAUUCCCAGGUCGAGGGGAUGAGACACUCGAUAACAGGGACACCACCAUCGACGAGAAGUACAAGCACUGCGUUGACAUCGCCAAAUCUGGACAGAUAACGAAGGAAUUGGAGAACAAAGAAACUGCUGACAAAGUACAGAAAUCCAUGAGCACUCGAAUUCCGAGAUCAUCGUAUCAGAAGGAGCGACUGCCUAACUACAUAUAUCCGGAGAUGAUGAGCACUCGUGAGGAGCCAUCAAAGUUCACGAAAGCUCAGAAGGAUCAGGACAGCUCGGUGAACCUGAAGGACAUUCUUCAGAGAUCAGACGCCAGCCAAAACGCCCAAAAGGAGAAUCUUGAGAAACUGAGGAAGCGAACGUCGAUAACGAAGAUCAUUGUCAAUGACAAUUUGCCGGGUGACAAUGAUACGAAUAACAAUGGGGUGAACAGGGCGAAGAGCGAACCUCCGGUGGUGGUAGUGACUCAGUACAAGGGGGAGGAUAAAGUCGGGGGGAAUCCCUCGUUGACUAGAUCGAGUUCCUCGUCGAGUGAGAGAAGUUCGCCAACUCCUUCCAGUGGCCAGUCCGAUUUGUCGGGGAUUUCUUGGGAUAAGGAGGACUGCAAGGGCCAGAGGAAGGUGCUCACCAGCUGCGAGGGAUCCAGACAGCAGUCGGAUAAAUUGGAGACUAAAAAAGUGCCGUUGACGCCCGAGGAGAGAAGAAUAAGGGGGAAAGUCUGCACGGGUUCUUACACACGUGCAAUGGAGAAAUUCAGCAGCAAAAAUAGCGAACGAAAAUCCGGAAAUUUGUUGACACAGCAGACUGAUAAAACCAGGAGAAAGAGCAGUCCAAACAUGCCGCAAAAUGGAUCCUGAGUUGCAAUAUCCUUCAACAUGGAGAUCUCUCUUCAAAUUGAAUUCUUAUUUCUUCAUUAAGACUGAGCCGGUACCAUAUGCGCUUUUUAUAUAUAUAUUAUUCGAUUUUUUUAUACUUAUGGGCCCCGUGGGACAGACAGAUUGUCGACGUUGAGUCGGUGAUAUUUUCUGGAAAGCCUCGAUCUAGAUUCUCUCCCUUGAUUUAUUUCGUACGUUAUGUGUAACGUUUUAUGUCUCUAUUUUAGAAACCGGUUUUGCACGAGGAUUUUUUUAUCCCUUUGAUCUGACAAUUGAUUGAACUAUAACCAUCGCACGAUUGAUAAGAAUCGUGACAUGCACGGGAAAUAUUUCAUUGAGUAUCGCAGAUAAUUCAAUCGAAUUUUCGUGGAUUUCUGGAGAACUUCUGUUGAUAUUGACUUUUCUUUGCCAAUUUUACUAGAAAUUUUAUUUUUGAAAAUAUAUAGAAAUUUUAUCUUAUGGAAUGGUGUCUCCACGUGAAUUUUUCAAGCGCUUUUCACGUAAUUUUUCUCUUGCAGAAAUUCAAUAGAAGUUCCUAGCGAAUCCACCAGAUACGUCUCUGAAUUUUUCUUUGGGUGCAUGAGACCACCUCGCUAUCAAGUUUUUUUAUUUUGCCCAAUUUUUUGUUUAAGUUUUAAGCAAAUUCGUUUGUCACAGUUGUAGCGUAUCUGCACGAGACCAGGUUUUUCACUCUCGUGAAUUGAAUCUUCCCCCGAGUGAUUCAAUUGACACAUAAUGAAAAAUUAGUGGAGCAUAUCUGGCGUCUCCACAAAACGUGGGAUGCAUUCUUUGUGCUGAUUAACAUAGCCUUGAAUAUGCUCCAUCACGUGUAAGGAAACAGCAAGGUAAUCCCUUGGCAGACUAUUGUACACGUGUGUGCACAAUCAACUCAAUCUUUCCGGCAUCUGAAAAUGAUUAAUGAUCACAAGCACAAUGAACACCAGUGAACAACGUUUUGCGGAUAAUUUUAUGAUUUUCAUUAUUCAUGAAAUAAUUCUGUAGUUUAAUGGUGAAUUUUUAUUUUUUUUUUUGGUGUGGAGAAAUUACGUGUUAUUUCGAUAAGUGGUCUAUUAUGAAUUUAUGGCUUUGACUUAUUACGAGUGUUAUAGCAAAUGCAUGACAUAAAAUUAUUCAAAUUCAUGAUUUAUCGAUUUAUUUGGUGUUAUUACCUUCUGAUUGACUAAAACAUUAACUUCGCGAAGAUCACCUUCGAUUUAUUCAGCUGGAAAAAUAGCGGUGCCCUGAAUGAUUUGCUAAUGAUUUCCCAUUGCCUCGUUCUCAAGUUUUUUUUUAUUCAGUGAAUUUUUCCAAAUUUCCCGGAUAAUGAUAAAUCUAUACUAAAUCAUUUAUUGGAUGCUAUUCUCCUGUAUUUUGUAGAUACGUUCAUUAACCCGGUUCAACAAUUUAUUAUUAACAUUCUUUGAAUUUUAAAGACGAAUUCUCCUUAAUUAUCAUUCAUGACAAUUAUCCUUGGUCAUUAAUACGUGAGGUCUUGCAUGUAAAUAGUAUUAAUUACAGUGUAAUAAUUAUGUACUGAUUCAAUAAAAAUUUAUCUUUCGGAGGA
Molecule: messenger RNA, 6175 nt
Organism: Diachasmimorpha longicaudata
Lineage: Eukaryota; Metazoa; Arthropoda; Insecta; Hymenoptera; Braconidae
Product: striated muscle preferentially expressed protein kinase-like
Exons: 8
Coding region: 1192-4593 (1133 amino acids)
Biological process (GO): protein phosphorylation; intracellular signal transduction; positive regulation of apoptotic process
Cellular component (GO): nucleus
Molecular function (GO): protein serine/threonine kinase activity; ATP binding
Source: RefSeq, a predicted model, not a curated record